Molecule: messenger RNA, 471 nt
Organism: Suillus plorans
Lineage: Eukaryota; Fungi; Basidiomycota; Agaricomycetes; Boletales; Suillaceae
Exons: 1
Coding region: 1-471 (156 amino acids)
Source: RefSeq, a predicted model, not a curated record
AUGACCCAAACCUCAGCUAAAAUUACCUCAGUUAAAAUUCAAGAUUCCCCGCCACCCGGAUACUCUGCCCCUCCUGAGUCCCUGCAGCCCGAGCGUCCUGAGGCGCCUCACACUGAAGAAGACUUUGUUGAAGAACAAGUUGGCGGAGGAAAGCGCUAUCAAGAUCCACCAGUGGAGCACACUCCUACAAAACUCCGCAGUCACAUCAAAGCUACGAACCGUGAUGCGGGUUUAGUGAAGGAAGCUUCUAUGCGUCGGGCCAGGCUUCUCAACGAAGAGUUUAUGGCGGAUUCCAAUGGACAGGUACUUGAUACAUUGUUCGCUGAUGCUGAAUACUCAACCCCUCCUCAGCCUGCUCUUCGAGAGCGUUCGGUGCCUCCUCAGCCUGCUCUUCGAGAGCGUUCGGUGCCUCCUCAGCCUGCUGUUACAGUAACAUUUAGACCCCUAUACUCAUUCCCCUUUUGUUGCUAA